AUGUCAGAACGUCGUAGAAUUUUUUCAUCGACGAGAUUAAGCGAGAAGGAAAGAACGUUUGGAAAGGAGAACAUUUGCGAUUUAAGGCAAUCUAACAAAUUGGCUGGUACCAAUUCUCAGAAGGCUCCAUCUUUGAAAAAAACUUAUUCCAGUGAUAUUGGAGGUCCGUGCUAUUGUAAUGUGAAUGCGUGUAACAAUAUAAUUAAUAACAAUGUCAAGUCGUCGACGAAAAAGACACCGUUUCGAAUUCACUUUGAUCGUGCUGGCAACGAUCUUAACAAAGGAGUUCGCGUUCGAGAACGGAUUAUCGAGUAUGAUACUCGCAGGAUCGAGGAACUUAAGAGAAAUACACGAUUCUCGGAAAAUAAGCUUAUGUUAUGGCCAAGACGUGGUUUUUAUACGAAGAGACAACAAUCGGAAGUGAACUUGGCUCAGGAUUUGCAAAAUUUCAAGGAGAACAGGGAGCUCGUUCCUAACUCGUACGGUUCUUCUUCUGAUAAAGCGACAGUAAGAUCGGAUAAAACCAUUUUCGAUCUCAAAUUAGCAAAGCCACAGAUUUCAAUCACAAAAUCUUUGGUAGAUCUUUCCCAAGAAAGUAAACAAUCAACGUUUGUCAACAAAGUUCGCGAUGUGAGUAAACAAGAUCUUCGGCCUACACAGUCUACGUACGUUGAAAAGAAAGAAUUGGUGGUUACGACAUCUCACUUACGCUCCAGAUCUUGUUCCAAUCAACGAACAGUCGUUGUAACAAGGAGCAGAAUAGCUUCAACUGGUUCUACAAACGAAGCUUUUGUCGAUCUACAGAAACAACAAGGUGGAUCCAAUAAAUGCAAGGCAUUCGAUGUCAAUAAAGAUUCGUUGUUUGCGGGUUAUUCGACUAUACUUUCCACCGAUACGUUGAAGAAUCAAGCUAUUUCUAAAGACUCAAAUAAGUCUGAGUCUUUAGAUAUUUUAAUUUGUCGAGGAAAGAAAUCGCAUGAUCAGGAAAGGCAACCAUUGUUGGAUACGAUUCCAUCGAAGGUACGAGGGAAAGUAAAAAACGAUUGGGAAGUCGUUAAACAGAAUACUGAUUUUUCCCCAUAUUUGUUAUAUCAUACCGAUUAUCUCGUUGAUUUGUUGACGAUUGAAAAAGAGAAGGAAGAUAAUUCACUGAAAUUGUCUUCUGGAUUUAUCAAUAAAUAUGCUAAUAACGAACCGAGAAAUAUAAUAGUCGCUUUUCUCAUACAUCUUGCUACACAUUGCCGUUAUCCGUCAUUCAUUCUCUAUCAAGCGGUGAAACUUUUUGAUAUUAUUCUCGAUAAAAUUCCUAUAGAUAUAACGGACAUGCAAUUAGUAGCAAUAACAGCGUUAUGGAUUGUUCUGAAGAAAGAUGGAAACUUCAAUAACAUUCCAUCGGCAACUGUGAUGCUCGCUCUAAUUCCAGAUCAACAAUAUACUAACGUAGACAUAUUGGCCGAAUGGGAAAGAGUGGUCUUGCGUUCUCUCAAAUUUAAUAUAUCAUUUUCCGAUCCAUUUUCUAUUUUCGUUUUUUAUGUGAUUAAUUGCGAUUACGAUCAGGAUAAGAUUUCCAACCGUACCAUCACCAAGAUCUAUUAUUGCGGAGGUUAUGUUAUCGAUUUGACGUUAUUGGAUGUGAGCUUUAGUUGUAUAACGUCGAAUCAUUUGGCUCUUGCUGCAGCCGAAUUAGUAAUGUGCAUUGUCCUGGACAGUGAUUUAUCAAAUCCUCGAUGGCAUUUCUGGAGACGUAUUAUAACAGAUGGUAUUAACAUUCCAAUGAGGAUUUAUGAUGAUGAGAUCAAUGUGUUAAGAUCAACUAUGAUCUCUCACAUUUUGGAGUCAGAGAAAAAGCAUACAAAGGAGGAGACGGUAAAAAAAAGAUAUAGCCACAAUAGAUACGGUAAUAUUUCUAACUUUCUUCUAGAGAAGAUAAAGGAAAUACCGUCUGAAAAUUAUUCAAUAUCUAUGUAAUUCUCUUAUUCGCUUUUAUUUCUUGACUGUUUUUUUUUAUUUAAUAUUUUUUGUUAUUAUAUUUGUCAUACAUUAUAUAUAUCCGUCUAAGAGGGAUAAAAAAAAUUUAAUUUAUCAUUUAGAGUAGUUAUAGAAUUAUUAGGAGAAAAUAAAUAUUUCGAUUACAUCACACUUUCUUUAACUCUGUUACAUUCUAUAGUACUUCAAAUCGAAUCACAAUAUAUACACACAUUAUCACUUGAAUCUUAUACAAAUACGUUUUAGAAA
Molecule: messenger RNA, 2235 nt
Organism: Vespula vulgaris
Lineage: Eukaryota; Metazoa; Arthropoda; Insecta; Hymenoptera; Vespidae
Exons: 9
Coding region: 1-1968 (655 amino acids)
Biological process (GO): mitotic cell cycle phase transition; regulation of cyclin-dependent protein serine/threonine kinase activity
Cellular component (GO): nucleus; cyclin-dependent protein kinase holoenzyme complex; cytoplasm
Molecular function (GO): cyclin-dependent protein serine/threonine kinase regulator activity
Source: RefSeq, a predicted model, not a curated record